AUGCAAGAUCAGCACCACAUCGUAAGGAUAGGCGGCAGAAAGUCCAAAUUGGCCGUGGUUCAGUCUCACGAGGUAAAAGAUAUGAUUGAAGAUGCUUUCCCACAUUAUAGCUGUACAGUGCGUGCCUUGAAGACUUUGGGGGAUCAGGUUCAGUCGAAACCGCUCUACUCUUUUGGCGGGAAAGCAGUUUGGACUAAAGAACUGGAAGACCUGCUUUAUGAGAAAGACAAAGAAAAGAGAAUUGAUCUUAUCGUACAUUCGCUAAAGGACAUGCCCACCUCUCUUCCUGAGGGGUUUGAGCUUGGUGGAGUCACGAAGCGCGUUGACCCCAGCGAUUGCCUUAUAAUGGCCAAGGGAAGCACAUACAAAACUCUGGAUGACCUUCCCGACGGUAGCGUGGUGGGUACCUCGUCAAUCAGAAGAUCUGCUCAGCUGAGGCGCAAGUAUCCGAAACUUGUGUAUGAGAGUGUCAGAGGAAACAUUGAAACCAGGCUGAGUAAGCUCGACGACCCUGUAACUCCAUUUGCUUGCAUUGUCUUGGCCACUGCUGGCUUGUUGAGGACCAAAUUGGAGCAUAGAAUCACUCAACGCUUGGACUCAUCUGUCAUGUAUCAUGCUGUUGGUCAAGGUGCUUUAGGAAUUGAAAUGAGGUCUAAGGACCCAUGGGUGACUGAAAUUUUGGAGAAGAUCAACCACAAGGAGACUUCUAUCUGUUGCAUUGCUGAGAGGUCCCUCAUGCGGACUCUGGAGGGUGGCUGUUCGGUCCCAAUUGGCGUUGAAUCCCGCUAUGACGAGAGUACUAAGACCCUAACUUUGAAGGGUGUGGUAGUAAGCGUUGAUGGCACCGACGCCGUUGAAGAUGAGUGCUCAAUGGUCAUAGAAGAACAACGACAGGACGCUAUCAUCUGCGGCCAACAGUUGGCACAGAGAAUGAUCAAGAAAGGUGCCAAAUCUAUCCUGGAUCUCAUUAACCUGGAUAAGAUUGUACAAUAA
Molecule: messenger RNA, 993 nt
Organism: Lachancea dasiensis
Lineage: Eukaryota; Fungi; Ascomycota; Saccharomycetes; Saccharomycetales; Saccharomycetaceae
Source: the annotation of a GenBank genome assembly